Molecule: messenger RNA, 5644 nt
Organism: Hydractinia symbiolongicarpus
Lineage: Eukaryota; Metazoa; Cnidaria; Hydrozoa; Anthoathecata; Hydractiniidae
Product: neuropeptide Y receptor type 5-like
Exons: 2
Coding region: 4006-5334 (442 amino acids)
Biological process (GO): G protein-coupled receptor signaling pathway
Cellular component (GO): membrane
Molecular function (GO): G protein-coupled receptor activity; peptide binding
Source: RefSeq, a predicted model, not a curated record
UGUUUUUUAUACAAGUUAUUGUUUUUUUAUCAGAAACUAAUUUAUAAGACACCAGUCGUCUUCAAAAACAACCUUCAUUAGAGUUGCAGAACUACAGAAAGUGAAAGACUGGACGAAUAUCAAAUAACUACUUAAAGUGGACGGCUUUAACUGUAAGACAUUUUAGAUCACAAAGAAAUAGGGAAAACUGCAUUAUUAUAUCUUUUCUUGUACAUAUGCUGAUGAAAAUCUCCUGUUGAGUUAAAAUCACACUUGAUUGAUGAUUCCUCUUGCAGAUGAUCCCGUUAGAAAUAAAAAAAACUUGCUCAGAGAGUGGUUUUAGUACAUUGACGAUAGAGUCUCUGAAACAUGUAAUCGUUGGCUGCUUUGUUUGAUUUCUGCUAAAAUAAAAGCCUAGAUCUACAUUGGCAUCGUGCACGCUACAAAAAUUUCCAUAAUCAAGUUCUAAAGUUGAGAAUUGGGUAGUAGCGAAUUAGCCACUUUAGGAAAUUCAUAUAGAACUCUAUAAGUCGCUAAUUUGCAAAUCAAUGAUUUAUAGGUAGCAAAUUUAUCACAUAGACACUAGCAAAUUAUUUUACAAAAUCGUCUCUUUGCCAGAUUUUUAGCUUAUUAAUAAUCUUGUUUUAUUUCUAUGCCUUUUGGAAACACGGAUCUUGUUGCGAACUUUAUUCCAAGGAUUAUUGAAGGAAAUCAAAAUUCUUUAAAACAAAUAAACAAACAAACAAAAAUGGUGUAUCUUUUACCAUGUUUAAAAGAGAUAAGAUUUUGUUAAUUUAGCGACAAGACCAAAUUUAGGACGCCAAACGUCCAAAGUGAGGUGUUAUCAGAGACUGGUCUCGUUUCAGUAUUGGAAACGGAAAACAUAUGCAAGCAUAAUGAUUUGUUUGAACAAAUUUUUAUGCUUAACUUUCUGACAGAUUUAAUUUUGAUUAAAAUGUUUUGCGAAAUAUGUAUCGCUCCAAUGACGUUUUUGAAGUCACAAAUCAGUUUUGCAGUUGUGUGCAUCUCACAUUUUAGCUCACCAGACUAGCUCACCAGCGGAUUUUCCUGACCGAUUAAGAUGGAUAUUUGAUAAAAUGUUGCAUCGAAAAGUAAUUACGUGAAAGCGAUGUCAAAAAAUAACUCACGACAUGAGAACUCAUCACGAACAAGCUGUUUUUAUAUUUAACUUUAGCCAGGUGACCAGAUUAGGCAAAAAAUUAGGUUAAUUUUUUUUUCUUGCUAUUGACCGGCUGGUAGCUUUGUGGUAGAGUGUUCGCUUCCAGUGCGGGAGGUCUUGGGUUCAAAUCCGGGCCGAUUCAUGCCAGAAACUAUGACAGUGUGAAUCUAUCAUUCUGCUUAGCGCUCAGCAUGAGAAUAGGAUUAAUAUCUUAGACGGCUCUCUAGUUAAGCGAUUACCAUGCUUGCACGACCUUUGUAGCUCAAAUGGAAGCUUUAAAUGCGCUAGGAUCCCCUUCGCAAGUCCCUCGUUGAUAGCAGUACCAAUAGGAACUGAAGAGGCUAUCCUGGGUAAACAAUUUCAAUUUAAUAAUAAUUUUUCCGCGCAAAAGUUUCUUCUUAAUGUAAUCAACAUUUUAAGUAACCUCGAUCCCAGAACUUUUUUUUCCUUUUGUUAUAAAGAACGGCGAGAAAGAAAACGAUUUGGUUCAAUGUAACCAUAACCGCUGAAAAUGUUUUUUUUUUUUGCUCCAGCCUAAAUUGAUUUCAUAAAAAUCCCUACUUGACUCUCCUUUUUUGGCUUAAAGAUCGCGUUUCUCUAAACCUUCAUUAAAAACUGGCGAACCAUAACUAACUUGAACAAGCUUAUUUUUUUUCUGCGUCUAUUUUUCAAUAUCUCAGAUAUUUUCCUAUUACUGUCUACUCUGCUUUUUGACAUCAACAUCUGGCUGGCCACAUUUUUUUAUAAUUACAAAAAGACAACUGUUGAGAAAAAACGACACUUUUGAUGUAACUUGUAUUGUGGCUGUAUUUAAAUGUAUUCGCCAUGAAAAGUACGUUGGCGCUAGAUAUUUUUUCCUUUUUCGAUGAUAAGAAAACAAGGUGAAAGAAUUUAACAUUGCGUAACAAACCCAAGAUAAUGCUCUAUUUCUUUUAUAUAUGUUUUCCUGUAAAAUCAGUUGUUGUGCUAACCACAGACUGCUACAGAUUAUGUAGUAGCUUCAAUAAAAGGUCCAGUUUAAGUCGGUAAACUCUUUUUUAUUUAUAAAUUCUUGUAGUAUUUUUAAGAUAAUCUUUUUUUUUUAAAUUUUUGAAGUUAAGAAAUUAGGUCAACAUACCUGUUAAGUAAACAGGUGUAUUUAAAAUAAACUUCAAUUUCUGAUGACGUCACAAGAAAGUGCAAACAUCAGCAAAAAUUUAAUGUAAUUAUUUGGUUUCUUUAUGGCAUACUGUGCAAAGUUUGGCUCUUUUUCGGAAGGAUGGUUGGAAUUGAAAAACUUAAUUCCAACCAAAUAACACGCGAGUAUUAAAUUAAAAUAUUAUUUCGAUCAAUUCGAGUCCUUAAAUUUCCUCGCUUUUUUCACAAACAUUUUAAAACCCACUUCAGUAUUCUAACAUUUUUUAGCAACAGAACGUAUGUUAUAAAUUAACUGUUCACCCAAUCUUCGCUAGAUCUUUAUCUGUUCAAUAAUUAAUGUGUUAUAUUGAAGAUUUUUUUAUAUCUAACACCUUCAUCUUUCACUAUAGUUACAUUUUCUUGCAUAACUGGGAACACAAAAAUUCUUCACACCACUGCUGUAGAUUCAGUAAAGAUGUGAAACCCAGCAUGAUUAAUGCUAUUCAAUAUAAGUAGAAAAACAUUUGGCAAAUGCUUUAGGAAAAUUUUGCUGUUGCUUUUCAUGCUGCUCUUGUUGUUGUAUGUGUUCCACGUUCGUUAAUAAAACAGUCGCCUCCGUCAUCGUCGUCGUUGUCAGCGGUGACGUUGUUAUAAACUUGGUCGUCGUUGUCCAUGGCAUCAUUAUUAUUAUUAUUUUUAUUAUUAUUAUUAUUAUUCUGAAUAUUUAUACAGGAUAUAACCACUUCAGUUUUGGAAACACUGUUAUCAACGUGGGUCCUGUGUUCAGAAUGUAUACAUCAGGUAUACACCGGCAUUGCCUAGCCACUUUCCCUCACAUGGCAUGGUUGACCCGUAGCUGUGGUAAAGACACUUGCUAAACAUGCCCGUGUUGUGGACUGAGCCAUUGACCUUGUGAUUGCAAAGCAAACUCCAUAACCACAAGACCACACGCUAUGGUGGCAAUCAAACAAACAGAAAGUUCUCUUUAAAAUUAUAAAAAAGAAGUAAAGGCAUGGAAAUGAACUUGUUGAAAUAAAAGGGCGUUUCCGCCGUAUGUAUUUAGCUAAGUCUAUUAUUGCAAAGUUUUUGUUUAGUUAAGGCAAUUUCCACGCCAAUAGUUUUAUUAACAGUGGUUAAUAAAAGCAUAAAGCUUAAAAUGUUGGAUCAAUUGAUUAAUCUAAUCAAAAGAGUCGGCUUAGUUUAAGUUCAGUUUCGAAUCUCGCCAUCUUUCUUUCUUAUUCUCUUUAUUCGCCAUCUUUUCUUCUCUCGUUUUGAUUGAUAGCGGCUUAAGAUAUAUUACAUAAUGACAUUCUCUGACAGGUUGCUUUUCAUAUUACAAACAAAGUCGGAGCAAGAUGUACAGAAUGUAGUGGUACACAGAUGUGUGUUGGAAAAUGUAUGAAUUUCUUAACUAACAAUAUUUCAACAGUCAACGGAAAGAAAAAGUUAUUAUUAACUGAAUGAUCUGCAUUACGGAUGUUAUUAUAAUUUAAAUUGGAGUUUUUGACCUUUAAGAGACACAGUGACGCCACCUUUUAGUGUAACUUGGGUUAUAUUUUCUGUGCAGUGAAACUCGAAGGUUUAAUCGCAUUUUGUAGUUAAAAUAUUUAGGUUUCAACAGUUCAAAUGCGUGGUUUAAAUGGAUAUGCUACCGAGUAACUUGUACUAAACUUUAUUAUCCGUCGAUAUGCUUUAAUUUGUAAUUUUGAGUUAUAAAGUGCAGAAUAGCAAUGAAUAACAACACAACAAGUCUGGAGGUGCCUCUGCUGGAAAACCUUCUUAUUCGUCACAUAUGUCAAUAUUUUGUUCUGGUGACAAGCAUCAUUGGAAACAGCUUGCUUAUGUUGGUGUUAAUAUACCUCCGUGGUGUAAAAAAACUUGUUGAUAAGUUAAUUUUUAAUUUAGCAUUUUGUAACUUACUUUUGGUGUUAAUUUCCAUACCUCCUGGCUUAAUAUCCGAUCUGCGUCCGGACUAUCCGUUUGGUUUAAUCGGGUGUAAACUUAUAGAUCCGAUUUCUACAUACUCGAUAAACACAGGUACGUUCACGCUACUUGCCAUUGCUUUCGAAAGAUGGAAAGUUGUGUCGCGACCAUUCAAUGUACUUGAAAGUAAAAAAAAAGUUUUUGUUAUGUUUUUCUUCAUUCACAUUUUGGGAGCUAUCAGUGUAUAUCCGUAUGUUCAAACGUUAAAGUACACGGAAGAAAAUGGACUUUUAAAUUGUCAGGAGCAAUGGGACAUAACGACAAGCCGAAUAUACACGGUCGUUUUGUUUGUGCUGCAGUACGGCUUCCCCGUACCUAUAAUGUUAGUAUUUUACGGAAUGGCGUGGAGAGAAAUUAAAACUUCUAAUGACAGAGUUUUUAGUUCAUUUGCGUCGAAUACCAGUAGUAAUGAAGCUUCUAAAAAGUCUCAAAGUAAGAGUAAUGUGUAUUUGCCGGAAGAAGUUGAAACGUUGCAAGCGAUAUCUCCUGAAAUGCCUAGUGUUGUUUUAGAAGAAAAUGAAAGUGAGACGAGCAAAAAUAAUGGCGGUACCAGUCCUUUAACAGAGGCUAAAAAGAAGAGGGAUGCGUACGGGUCAAAGAAAUCGUUCAAGCGUGAUAGGUCAGCAUCACAACGGUUUAUCUUGUCUGCUUCGUCUACUGUUAAUAGCAUUCGCAGUAACAUAGGAAGCCUGAAAUCCUCCUUUGAUAGCUAUACCUCUUCCAUAAAAAGGUAUGAAAAUAAUUGUCAAACUGAGGCUCUGCGAAGAAGAUUUUCGCAAAGUCGAGAUUUAUUGAAAAUGUUCUCCGUUGUGGUGAUGGUUUUUGUGGUCUUCAUGCUGCCUAAUCAAGUGCUUUGGCUAAUUAUUGACUUUGACAGUAAUGGCAACGAGUAUUUCAACCCUUUAGUAAGGGACAUUGUGUAUAUUUUGACGUAUGCAAAUUGCGUCCUAAACCCAUGGAUAUAUGGUCGCAUGAAUCGACACUUUCGCAAAGAUUUUAAAACGUUGUUUGCUAAGUUGAAAUGCGAAAAGAAGGAAAUAAAUAUUCGAAGAAGAUUGCGCAAAGUGAGGGUAUAAGAACUACUGGCACAAUCAAACUUGUUUAAAGCCCGUACUGGUAAUGCGGGAUAAAGAGAAUUGUUUGUUAUAUAAACAUCUCCGCCUAUAGGAUGUGGAGUAUAUUCAAAAUUAUAUUUGUUUUUGCGUUGACUUCUAGGAAACUAACGGCCCUAAAAUAGAUAAGUAGACCGUGUGAUUACAUUUUAAGUUGCAGGAGGUGUCAUUCAAUUUUUACGAAUCCGAUGAAGAAAUGAGAAUGCUGAAGAUAAAUGUUGUAUAUUUUAAUUAGUAGAAGAAGCACUUAUUUUAAUAUAUUUUAAUUUCUCAA